This is a messenger RNA of Ogataea parapolymorpha DL-1, 1032 nucleotides long. RefSeq lists its product as uncharacterized. The record is from RefSeq and is a predicted model, not a curated record. The transcript has a single exon. The coding region runs from base 1 to 1032 and encodes 343 amino acids. NCBI's taxonomy places the organism in Eukaryota, Fungi, Ascomycota, Pichiomycetes, Pichiales, Pichiaceae. Gene Ontology annotation, cellular component: RAVE complex.
AUGUCUACGCAAAUAUUUCUUCCCUCCGAAAAAUUAUGUGCCGACAGCACCAAAGAGCAGGCAUGGCUCAUUGACGAGGUGAUACGGCCGCAAUUGCCGAAUAUCAAAGAAAAUCUGGCCUCCUGUAUGGCUAAAAUUAGUGAGAACAACGGCGAGGAGUUCAAGUUCCCGUUGUCGUCGCAUAACUCUGAGACGCUCAAGGGCGUGAUCAGCCGCUCCAAUUUUCGGGUCACGGGGCUGAGCGUGUCCAUCCGGUCGAAAAGCAUUGGCCGCGCGCUGCAUCUGCGGCUCAAGGACAACUCGACCCUGAUACUUCGCCAGUUACUGGAUUGUCACGAUUUAAUUUACAACGCUAUCAACACCAUUAGCAAAAUACAAACGCUGCCAGAAACACAGCCUGCUGUGCUGCUGAAAAUUCUGUCAACACUACACAGCCAGAUCCAACUCGCCAAAAAGUCUCUGCUGUUCCCCACAGAGGCUUACAUGUUCCCCAGGUACAGGUUACCGCACCAGCUGUUUGAGCCGGAACUCCCCGAAAACGUGGCGCUGGACCUGGUGAUCAGCAACAGCGACCUCUCGAUCGACCUCAAGGUGAUCAAGCCGAUCACGCACCGGCCGUGGGACCUGAUAAUCGAUGUGCCGAACCGGGUCUCGUUUGCAGACCAUGUGCGCGCCAAAAUCUCUCAGGACAGAACACGGUCCAUCUCCACGAUCCUGUGCGAGGAGUACCGCAAGCUGCUGGAUUCCAGACGGAAGAACGGUGCCGAAAAUAGCGGGUUUUUGAAGUCGGUUUUCGCGGGCAACGCAGAGCCGUCGUGCUCCACGGUGCUCAAGAUGUCAACUAAAUACCUCGAGGAAAGCAUCACGUACGUGGACAACAGCGACAGUCCAGUUGUCGUGACAAUCCAGGAGACGUGCGACGUGGUGACGAGCGACCCAAUGCUUCUGUCAAUCACCAUCAAGCUAGACAGUCUGGAGAAAAGCGUGGGCAAGUUGCUGGAGAACCUCAAGCUGAUCUCGACGCCAGCUUAA